AUGCCCAGGGAAAUCAUUACGAUCCAGGCCGGGCAGUGCGGCAACAGCAUUGGAAGCCAGUUUUGGCAACAGCUCUGCCAGGAACACGGCAUCAGCCAAGAUGGAAACCUAGAAGACUUUGCGACGGAAGGCGGUGACCGAAAAGAUGUCUUUUACUACCAGAGCGACGAUACGAGAUACAUUCCCCGAGCCAUCCUGAUUGAUCUGGAACCGAGGGUCAUCAACGGUAUCCAGACUGGACCUUACAGAAAUAUUUAUAACCCCGAGAACUUUUACGUGGGCAAAGAUGGCGUUGGUGCCGCCAACAACUGGGGUGAUGGUUACCAGAGUGGUGAGGCGGUGUACGAGGACAUCAUGGAGAUGAUUGAUCGAGAGGCAGAUGGCAGUGACUCUCUCGAGGGCUUCAUGAUGUUGCACUCAAUUGCCGGCGGUACUGGGUCAGGUCUUGGUUCGUUCCUCCUCGAGAGGCUUAACGAUCGGUUUCCCAAGAAGAUCAUCCAGACGUACUCGGUCUUCCCGGACACAACGAACGCGGGCGAUGUUGUUGUUCAUCCUUAUAACAGUAUCCUAUCUAUGCGAAGAUUGACGCAAAAUGCUGACUCGGUUGUCGUUUUGGAUAAUGGUGCUUUGUCACACAUUGCUGCCGAUAGGUUGCAUGUUCAGGAGCCAUCCUUUCAACAAACAAACCAGCUGGUUGCUACUGUCAUGUCUGCCAGUACAACAACACUUCGAUAUCCCGGUUACAUGCACAAUGAUCUUGUCAGCAUCCUAGCCUCCCUCAUCCCAACUCCUCGAUGCCAUUUCCUCAUGACUGCCUACACGCCAUUCACCGGUGACCAAGUCGAGCAAGCUAAGACAGUUCGCAAAACGACAGUGUUGGAUGUGAUGCGACGUCUACUACAGCCCAAGAACCGCAUGGUGUCUACUGUCCCCGGCAAGAAAAGUUGCUACAUAUCCAUUCUCAAUGUCAUUCAGGGUGAAGUUGAUCCGACAGAUGUUCACAAGAGUUUGCUUCGUAUCCGAGAACGACGGCUGGCGACGUUCAUUCCAUGGGGACCUGCGAGCAUUCAAGUUGCCCUGACAAAGAGAAGCCCAUACAUUCCCAUGAGUCACCGUGUAAGCGGUCUUAUGCUCGCCAACCACACAAGUAUUGCGACGCUCUUCAAGAGAAUUCUGAGGCAGUACGAUGGCAUGCGUAAGCGCAAUGCCUUUAUGGAAGGAUACAAGAAGACAGCACCGUUUUCCGAGAACCUCAACGAGUUUGACGAGGCACGGCAGGUUGUUGCAGACUUGAUUGGCGAAUACGAAGCUGCUGAAGACGCAGAUUACCUCAACCCAGACGCAGGGGAGAAGCCCACAUCUGCAGAGACGGAUCGGCGAGUAGCUUGA
Fusarium mangiferae is the source of this 1389-nucleotide messenger RNA. Its product is annotated as putative tubulin gamma chain. Gene Ontology annotation, molecular function: GTP binding; structural constituent of cytoskeleton. The record is from RefSeq and is a predicted model, not a curated record. Gene Ontology annotation, cellular component: nucleus; microtubule; gamma-tubulin complex. Bases 1 to 1389 code for a protein of 462 amino acids. NCBI's taxonomy places the organism in Eukaryota, Fungi, Ascomycota, Sordariomycetes, Hypocreales, Nectriaceae. Gene Ontology annotation, biological process: microtubule nucleation; meiotic spindle organization; mitotic cell cycle. The transcript has 7 exons.